GAUGGGUUCUGUACCUACUGCGCGUCAGUGAGGCGCUCCAGAAGUUCUGCUACGGAAACAAGGUGCCGUGAUAGAGCAUAAUGAAAUGAAGGUGAUUCAGAAAGAACAAGAGAUAGCAGUGUGGACUCUGUGAGUCUCAGUACUAGAGUCCCCAACUGUGAGAAGAACAGUGGUCAUCAUGAUAGACCUGAGCCACCUGACCGAGGAGGAACAGGAGAUGAUUGUGACGGUUUUAAAGAGGGACGCUGAGUUGAAGAAAGCAGAGGAGGAACGAAUCAAACAGCUCCAGAGAGCCAUCCCAGAGGAAGACAAACGCAAAUUUAUGUCAGGGGAAUGGUUCUACAAAAUGAAGUCACAGAGACACCAGGACAGAAUUCAUGGCUCUGAAAUCAUCAUGGCAUCGAUGAAGCAAAGCAAACCCUCAGUUGUCGAGUAUUUAACCAAGUCGUGGGGUGGCAGAUCUAGAAGCAUCAGCCGAAAGGACAGUGAUGGCAUCAUGACGUCACCUAAAGUAACACAAACUACUGAGUCUUCAGAGGAGCUAAAGAAGAGGGAAAAUGGAGAGAUGUUAGAGGUCCAGCAAGAAAAACUAAACAUAGGCAUGAGAUCGCCAUCCAAGCCAAGGCACAACCCAUUCAACGGUGAUCCAACAGAGCUUGAUUUUACAUCAGGACAUGAACGCAGGAAUUCAUUAGACGGAGGCUCUGAAUCACAAGUAAAACUUCAGGAAGCAAGUCAUGGUGAAGUUAAAAGUGAGGUCUUUAACAUCCCACAAAACCAACCUCCUGGUCAAAAGCCUGUGCCAAAGAAAAGGACCAAAAUCAACAAACCACAGAGCUCUGUCUCAGACAGCACCAGCUCUGUGUCCAUCCAGAGUGUGUCCACCACAGCAGGCUCAGGUAUCAGGUCUCCGCCACCAAGAAGUAUCCUCAAACAAAGCUCCGAUGAGCCCACUCUCAAGAGUCAACUGCGACAACCAGUAGUAUCCCUAAGCUAUGUUUACCAAAACAGAAGUCAAGAAAAGGAUCUAGAAGAAGCUAAACUUUCUCUGGGUGGUACAGAAGAAUCAAGUAGCAAAACUGAAAACAUAGGGCAAUUUAGCUCUCCUUCACCACUGAAGUUGCAAAAGUCACGUUUACCAGUUAGAGCUUCAUCGCAACUGAUAAACCCUCCACAAGUCUUACAAGAAAAGCCAAAGAUAAAACCACGUCUAAGUCUGAACUCUUUCACAAGAGCAGAUGAUGGCAAAAAAGUGGAAGAACUUCUAAAACGAAGAGGAGACACAAAUAGUUGCCUUCCUCAGACAGCAAGUAUGGAAUUAGAGGGCCAAAACAUUUAUGAUGAAAUUGACCUUCCUCAUGAGAAUGCAAAGUUCUCGUUGACAGACAACUCUAAAAAGCCACUGGAUGAGAUCACUGCCCCGCAACCUACACUGCACAAAUCUGGGAAUCUGGACAAUUAUAUGAGUCCAUAUCAAAAAUUGGAAAAGAAAAGAACUGAAGAAAAUAUGAAGAAAACUGCUGUUGAUCAACAAUUUCCCAGAUCCCUCAACAUAACAGAUACGUUCAACAAGACAGAUGCCUCUACUGACUUUGAGCCUGACCAUAUCCUCCAUGUCUUCAAUGUAAACCAAGAGACUAAUCACUCAAAACAAGAAGAUGCCAAACUGGAAGUCAUGACAGAUGAACAUAUUCCCACACCUACUGACGAACAAGGAGAUUCAGUUGCCAAAGUUCUUGAGUGGUUUAGCAGAAGCUCAGACAGCAGUGAUUGGCUUGAUAUAGAGAGUGAUGUCCAGGACAUGGAGGACGAAACCAAGAUUGAUGACAUAGACUUUGAAGAUGAUGUUGAUCAGAGAGCAAAACCAAGAGAUAAUGUGUACUUGAUCAUACCACGCCAAAGUGAAGAGGUUCCAUCAGAAGUCAAUCCAAUAUUUGUACAACAGACAGAUUGGGGAAAGGAACAGAGUGUUGAUGAGCCUCCCCAGAAUUCUCCAAAAGAACGGAGAAGAUCUGAAUCUGCUUCUUAUAAAGAACCUCCAAAACCUCCAAGAGAUGGCUCCAAAGAGAUGGCUCCAAAGAUCCCAGAGGUGAACAUUUCUGUAGGUGGGAAAGACAUCAGAAAAGAAAUAAAGAUGGGGAAGAUUUAG
This is a messenger RNA of Carassius carassius (crucian carp), 2149 nucleotides long. Its product is annotated as synaptotagmin-like protein 2. Gene Ontology annotation, cellular component: exocytic vesicle; plasma membrane. The record is from RefSeq and is a predicted model, not a curated record. Gene Ontology annotation, biological process: intracellular protein transport; exocytosis. NCBI's taxonomy places the organism in Eukaryota, Metazoa, Chordata, Actinopteri, Cypriniformes, Cyprinidae. The transcript has 9 exons. Gene Ontology annotation, molecular function: small GTPase binding; neurexin family protein binding. The coding region runs from base 179 to 2149 and encodes 656 amino acids.